UAGUAGAAGCGUCACAGUGACCGACGUCCCUUUGCCUCGUACCCGGCAGAGUUUAGAAAUGUCGACCGUGACGGUACGGAACGAGUACGGCUUUCGUAGAUUGGACGUGACGUUUGUACGGAGCGUGCAUUGGAGGGCCCUACCGGCAGCACCCCGCCUGCGCGCCUUCCGGUCUCGCCUCAGCAGUGCCGCUGACUGGCAGUUCCUUUCAAGGUACGUCUCGCUCGACGCGUGGGAUCCUCGUAGAGGUUUCUUACCAGUGCGUUAUAGUUUUCGGCGUGAAAUAGAUCCCGGUAAUAUUAGCAACGGCUACCACGCUUGCAACCGCUACCACAGAAUCCCUUUCAUGCACGGCCGAUUAGGAGGCGCCUUCGGAACAUGCUACUUAAUCCCUUGCAAUGCCAAUGUCGUCGCCGCCUCUCCACCUGAAACUUCGAGGAAAGAGCGGCCUGCUUGUGACCUGCUUCCUCGCGGCGCUCGCCUUACUCCUCUUAGUCUACCACGCCCUUAAUCUCCACUCCGCGCAUGACUCGUCUAGGACCCUUCUUGACAUCUUUAAGUUGGAAGACUUCUCGCUGAAACCCCCUCGCAUUGCUGCCGCUGAACCCCCGCCGGCCGAAUCCCCUCCGGCCAAAUCCCCGCCCGACGAAACCCGGCCCGCCGAAUCCGCGCCAGCCGAAUCCCCACCGGCCAAAUCCCGGGCGGCUGAAUUCCUACCGGCUGUGUCUCUGGUCGUUUUAAAGCGCACUUUUGCCGCCCUGAGCUCGUUUCAGCGAAAAAGUCGCUUACCACUCGCGAAUGUCGCGACGUUCAACUUCGGCCCCUCCGUCACGAACACUUACGCACAUUACAAGCUUUUCUCCCUGCCCGUUCCGCACGUGCCCGAGUCGCUGACGUGGCGCGAUGCAUACCCUGUAUGGGUGAACGAAUCGCGCUCAUCCUGCCCGAAAAUCCCAGAACCGAACGACCCCGAUUGGCUAACCAUUAUCGACGCGAUUGUCGCACACGUGCCGUGCGAGGAGCCUAGGGAUUCCUGGGCGAGGGAUGUUCGGUGGCUGCAGCACCUUCUCGCUAUUGCAGGCUUCGUUAUUAGGGCGCACCGCCCGUGGUUACCAGUGGUGCUGCUCUCCCCAUGCCGCCCGCCGCCCAACCUCUUCCACUGCUCGCGCCUCGUGAGGCGGGAGGGGGACGUGUGGCUCUACAACCUGACGGCCAAUGGCAUGUUGACACGUGUGCAGCCCCUAGGAUCAUGCGCCAUGGCUCAGCCAAUCAACCCCGCCGCGCCAGCCCCACACCGCGUCGCCUAUGCUACAGUGCUACACUCGUCUGAGCGCUAUGUGUGCGGCGCAAUAGUACUGGGGCACAGCAUAAGGAGGACAGGGAGCACGGCUGAGAUGGUUGUGCUUGUAUCGAAGGAGAUUACAGAGGAGAGCAGGCGAGGACUGAGGGAGGCUGGGUGGCGGGUGAAGGAGAUUGAGAGGAUAAGAAACCCCAACGCGCUCAACGGGACGUACAAUGAAUGGAACUACAGCAAGCUGCGGCUGUGGCAGCAGGCGGAGUACGCCCGGCUGGUCUUCGUUGACUCGGACCUGCUCCUGUUGACCAGCGUUGACUUCCUCUUCGCCUUCCCCGAGAUCUCGGCCCGCGGAAACGACGGCUCAGAUUUCAACUCAGGCGUGAUGGUCUUGGAGCCGUCGGAUUGCAUGUUCCAACUGCUGAUGAAAAAUCUGAGGAGAGUGCGGUCAGCCAAUGGGGGGGACCAGGGCUAUUUGAACAACGUCUUCACGUGGUGGCACCGCUUACCUGAAUCCAUCAACACCCUCAAACCCACCUGGACCACUGACCCUGUAAAGAGGCAAGCCAUCCUCGCUUUAAAGAACAGGUGGUUCUCAGAAGACCCCUCGGAAAUUCACGCAAUACACUACCUUGGUCUGAAGCCUUGGGUGUGUUACCGCGACUUUGACUGUAACGUGCUGCAUCCGACACUUCACAAUUUUGCAAACGAAGCUGCUCAUAAGAGGUGGUGGAGUGUACACGACUCGAUGCCGGAAUCUCUGCAGCUCUUUUGCAUGUUAACGAGUCAUGCAAAAAAGGAGAUCAAAAGGCGGAUGAAGAGAUCCAAGGAGUUUAAUGCGUCUAGGCAGUUGUGGGAUGGUAAAUUCAAUGACCCCCGGAGAACUUUGACUGGUAUGAAGUCGGGUGCAUGAUGAGGUGGGGAUGAAUCUAUGGGCAUGAGGAUGGGCAUGGAAGGUGAAGGCAUUGUACGGGUGUAGAAGUACUGCAAGGGAUUAUGGAGCUGGGGGUAUGGGAAUGAAGAUCAAAGGCCGCUCACAUGGUGAAUGUAUUGUUCGGACGCACAGCAAGGGAGUAUGGAGCGGGAGGAGGAAAGGUGUUUGGAGGGAGCAGUGAGCAGGGAAGCAGGGCGGAAGGGAGGAGGAAGUGUGGGAGGGAGGAGGAAGUGUGGACAUCGGAUGACCAUGCAGGCACUAAAUGUGCCAACACUGUACAUAACGACCAUCUGAUCUGAGCUUUCGGGAGGAAAGGCUAGGAAGGGAGCAACGAAAAGGGUAUUAGAAGGAAGAGCAAGUGUGGGAGGGAGGAGGAAGUGCGGGAGGGAGGAGGAAAUGAGGAGAUCGGAUGACCAUGAAGGCACGAAGUGCACCAUCAACAUGAAGACGACCAUCUGAUCUGAGGGCCGUUCAGUUUCACUGUUCAUACGGUCUCUGUUCAGCUUUUGUUGUGAUUUUGUCAGCUUCUCCUCUCCCACUCGUACAGUAUGCUAGGUGUAAGAU
Closterium sp. NIES-67 is the source of this 2792-nucleotide messenger RNA. Lineage: Eukaryota; Viridiplantae; Streptophyta; Zygnematophyceae; Desmidiales; Closteriaceae. The record is from the annotation of a GenBank genome assembly.